GGGCACUUACAGGCAACAGGCGGUGACAUCGUAUUACAACGACCCACUGGAGCACGCAUGGCACAUGCAAAUCAUGCUAUUUCUUGUCAAGAGCGGCAUGGCAUUCAAUUGCGUGAAGCUUGAGAGCUUCAAACGCAUGUUGACAAUGAUCAUCCCACCUGGGGUUCCCGGGUUGCCCACCCCGAAACCCCCGACAUAUCACAUGAUCCGUACCUCGCUUUUGGAUGAGCUUGAUGCGGAAGUUCAAAAGUGUGUGAAACCCGUCCUUGCUACUUCGGCAACCUACGGAUGCACGAUCAUGACAGACGGGUGGACCAACAUUCGGGGCCAAACGUUGUGCAACUACCUCGUCGGGACCACGCGGGGCGUGACAUACGUCGCGACAGAUGUCAUGCGAGGAAAAAAGGAUGCCGCCGCUCUGGCGCAGGCUUGGCUGCGAAGGUUGAAGUCCCUUGACAUCAAGCUCGCAGACAUCACCGCGUUCGUCACAGACUCGGCUAGUUCCAACGUUUCUGCGAUGGAGGUGUUCCAGAAGGAUGAAAGUGUUAAGCACAUCUUCUGGAUUCCUUGUGUGGCGCACGUCAUGGACCUCAUCCUUGAGCACAUCGGCGACAUUGAGUGGGUGGCGACCCGCAUUGCUCAGGCGCGGGUGGUCACAAAGUUUUUCAAGCGUCAUAGCCAUGCUCGCGAGGUCUUGCAAUCUUUCUCGACAGCUGCACUGUUGCUUCCUGCCGAGACUCGCUUCGGCACGCAUGUCAUUAUGAUGCGGCGGCUUCUUAAGUUGCAAUCGUAUCUCAUGAGGGCGGUGAUCGACGAUCGGUGGAAGGACACUGUUUGGGCGACGAAGAAGAUUAGAGACGACGCCGCGGAGGUCACAGCAUGUGUCGGUUGUCCUCGGUGGUGGGAGGAUAUGACGGCAUUGUGCAAGUUGUUGGAUCCCAUCAUGGACAUGUUGCAGAUGGUGGACAGCGACACGAGGCAGAUUGGCAAGAUUUUACGUCGGUACGACGAGAUGAUCGUGCGUUGUUUGUCAGCAUGUGCCUCGUUUGACAGGGGUGAGCAGGACGCAGUUCUCGAGGUGUUUGACAGACGCCGCACAAUGUUCAAGUCGCCUGCUCAUAUUGCUGCCAUGAUGUUGGAUCCCGAGUUUCGAGAGCGCACGAUGCCAGACGACGACGAGAUACAGCAGGGUUUGAAAGUCGCUCUUGUUCAGUUCGGGUACCCGGAGGGUUCGGAUCAGCACAACGAGGUGCUGGCUGUCGUUGACAAGUUUCACACCAGGGAACCGCCGUUCGACGACGUGGCCAUGGACCGAGCGGCGAGGAGCUACACCCAUCCAGCCACGUUUUGGGAGUCGAAGGAGAAGAGGUUCCCGCACACGGCCUUCUUUGUCGGCAGGAUACUGCGUGUGUGGGCGACUGCAUCGCCCUGCGAGCGAGCAUGGUCCCGCUGGAGCUUCAUCCACUCCAAAUCCCGAAACAGAUUGGAGGUGGCACGGGCCGAGAAGCUCGUGCGAUGCCACUGGAACCUUCGAAUCCUCGACAGGCAGGGUAUAUCAGACGAUGCUCCCAACAACAGGCCACAUCCAUACGGGAGCUGGGUGCACUAUUUGCAGCAGGUGGAGGAGGAGGUGCCCACUGACCAGCAGCUUGUCGCCGACAGAGGAGCCCGUGUUGCGGUGACGCAUGAGGAGUUGUUGCACGCUAGAGAGAGGAUGCGUGCCGUGUCCCGCAUGGGAGCCGCUYGUCGUUUGCGAGAGUCAGAGAGGAGGAGACGUCGUGGAGGUGGUCGCGGAGGUGGUCGUCGGGCCGGUCGUGGGCGAGGCGGGCGUGGAGGUCCUGACGGGAGGAGGAGUGUCGCGAGUCGUGGAGUGACGGCGGCCCAGCUUAUACGCAAGCCUCGCCAGCGAUGGGACGAGGGAGACUUUUUGUACGAGAGCUCAUCGAGUGUUGAUGAGGAUUUCUUCGGCAGUGGCAUGCCUGCACAGGAUGGCGACAGCGAUUUCGACGACCGUCACUUGGACGUGGACGGCGAUGACGGCUCCAGAGGCGAUGAUCGUGGUGAUGGGGGAGAUCAGCCACGACCUCGCUCGACACGGAGAGACGACGAUAGAGGGUUUGACGAGGGAGCGGGACAUUGCCGUGUUGAUGGUGACGCUGAUGCAGGGAGCGGUGCAGUGGCCUCGAGACCUGCAGACGGUGACACCAAGGACGUCCCCGGGGCGGGAGGCGAGCACCGCACAGCCUCGGAUGGGGUGCGAGAUGGAGCGACUGAUGGUGGUGCAGGACUUGUGGAUGGCGGUGGCUUGAGGCGUUUGAAGCGCGGACCCAGGGAACGAGACACUAUCGCUUCCCCUCCGACGGGGUCCUUGGCAGCAAUCCAGGAGUCGGAAUCGGGUCAAGCACCGUCGAUGCGUCAUCCCGAGUUGAAGGGAGACAACGGUGUUCUCCAGGUGAUGGACGACGAGGGUUCGGCUCAUUCAAUGCAUCAGCUCACUUCUGCUGGAGCGCCUGCAUUGUCAGUUGUAGCAACCUCCGAUGUGCGACUACCGCCGUCAGCGACGGAUCGAGAGAUUGUGCCGCUGGCUCCCAGUGCUUUGGAUGAUCAUCCCGAUGUAGCCAUGGAGGGGGUUGAGAGGCAGCAACCAAGCACACAGGGAGCCGAUGCAGAUGACACUGUGUCGCGGCCACCACGUGCAUUGACGAAGGGGACUGCUGAUGUGUGUCUAGGCGACGAUCUCCCGGACGUGGUCGUCUCAUGCACUCCGGGAUUGCCCCACCGGCAGUCUUCCUGUGUUGGGGGGUUGGACGAGCCAGGAGCCCGGAUUGCAGGCAAACCCUCCGCACCUUGUACGGGGACACGAUCCAUCGGGAGUGUCGACGGUGCUCGCCACACCGCCAUGUCAGAGUAUGAGGACCAACAUGGGAGCGCCUUGCCGACGAAGACCUCUGAUGUCCAUGCUACGAGGGCCGCGAAGGCGAGUCUUUCUCGAGCAAGGAAGAAGGCUUCGAAAAGGAAGGCGUCACGCUUGUCGCCACAUAUGCGAUCCCACAUUGGGCGAUUCGGUGUUGCGCCUCUCGAGGACGGAGAGAUUACACCUGAUGGCGCUGCGUCGGAUGUUGGAGAGAGGCCUUGGGGGGCGGACAGCUUCUGCAGGGAGGGUGCAGGCACUGUAGGACAUGAAGUGGCAGGUCAGAAGAGACGUAGCAGUGUACUUAUUGUCCACGACGACAACACGGAUGUCGCCCCGGGAGAGACCACAGGCACUGAUGAUGCGGGGGACUCCGAUUACGUGCCUAAACCUCGGGGGGCGGACGGAGAUAUUGGAGGAGGGCGACGAGUGAGACCGAGGACACGACUUGGGCCAUCCGGCCAAGCCCCGUACAUGUAAUGUUUCAAUUUGUAGGUUGGGUAGCUGACCAUGAAAGGUUUCCGGUAUGUUGUAUUGUUGUAUCGGUUUUAUUUUUGUAUC
Messenger RNA from Chara braunii, 3472 nucleotides. NCBI's taxonomy places the organism in Eukaryota, Viridiplantae, Streptophyta, Charophyceae, Charales, Characeae. The record is from the annotation of a GenBank genome assembly.